Limanda limanda (common dab) is the source of this 1038-nucleotide messenger RNA. RefSeq names its product green-sensitive opsin-like. Gene Ontology annotation, biological process: phototransduction; visual perception; G protein-coupled receptor signaling pathway. Gene Ontology annotation, cellular component: membrane; photoreceptor outer segment. Gene Ontology annotation, molecular function: G protein-coupled receptor activity. The record is from RefSeq and is a predicted model, not a curated record. The transcript has 5 exons. NCBI's taxonomy places the organism in Eukaryota, Metazoa, Chordata, Actinopteri, Pleuronectiformes, Pleuronectidae. The coding region runs from base 1 to 1038 and encodes 345 amino acids.
AUGGAGAACGGCACGGAAGGCAAGAACUUCUACAUCCCCAUGAACAACAGGACGGGGCUUGUGAGGAGUCCUUUUGAAUAUCCACAGUACUACCUGGGGGAUCCCAUAUUCUUCAAAUUUCUUGCUGUCUACAUGUUUUUCCUGAUAUGCACUGGCUUCCCCAUCAACGCUCUCACUCUGGUAGUUACGGCGCAGAACAAGAAACUCAGGCAACCUCUCAACUUCAUCCUGGUCAACCUGGCUGUGGCCGGACUCAUCAUGGUCUGCUUUGGAUUCACCAUCACCUUUGUCACUGCUAUUAAUGGAUAUUUUGUUUUUGGACCGUUGGGUUGUGCCAUUGAGGGAUUCAUGGCUACUCUGGGAGGUCAAGUUGCUCUCUGGUCUCUGGUCAUCCUGGCUGUUGAGAGAUACAUUGUUGUCUGCAAACCCAUGGGAAGCUUCAAGUUCACUGCAACUCAUGCAGGAGUUGGAGUUUUAUUCACCUGGAUCAUGGCUCUAUCUUGUGCUGUCCCUCCACUGGUUGGCUGGUCCAGGUACAUCCCCGAGGGCAUGCAGUGCUCCUGCGGACCAGACUACUACACUCUGGCUCCCGGCUUCAAUAAUGAAUCCUACGUCAUGUACAUGUUCACCUGCCACUUCUGUGUCCCAGUGGGCACCAUCUUUUUCACCUAUGGAAGCCUUGUGCUCACAGUCAAAGCUGCUGCAUCCCAGCAGCAGGAGUCAGAGUCCACCCAGAAGGCUGAGAGGGAAGUGACACGCAUGUGCAUCCUGAUGGUGCUGGGCUUCCUCGUGGCCUGGACCCCAUAUGCAAGCUUUGCUGCCUGGAUCUUCUUCAACAAGGGAGCUGCCUUCUCAGCUACAGCCAUGGCCAUCCCUGCCUUCUUCUCAAAGAGCUCAGCGCUGUUCAACCCUAUUAUCUAUGUGCUGUUUAACAAACAGUUUCGUAACUGCAUGCUGACCACUGUUGGAAUGGGCGGUAUGGUUGAGGAUGAGACCUCAGUAUCAACCAGCAAGACAGAGGUGUCCUCUGUCGCUUAA